This is a messenger RNA of Folsomia candida, 4187 nucleotides long. RefSeq names its product zinc finger protein Noc. The transcript is spliced from 2 exons. The record is from RefSeq and is a predicted model, not a curated record. The coding region runs from base 1215 to 2996 and encodes 593 amino acids. NCBI's taxonomy places the organism in Eukaryota, Metazoa, Arthropoda, Collembola, Entomobryomorpha, Isotomidae. Gene Ontology annotation, cellular component: nucleus. Gene Ontology annotation, biological process: negative regulation of DNA-templated transcription.
CGUAGAGAUUCCACAGGAGAAAGUCGUGCUGCUCGGUGGAGUGAAAAUUGGGGAAAGUUGAGAUUAUUUUGCCCACAAAGUAGGAGAAAAGAGUGAAAGAGAAACGUAGAAAAAGUCGGAUUUUGACAAGUUUGUAUCGAAGUUUUGAAAUUGUGGAAAUCCUGCUUGUUUUAAGAAAUACAAAAUUUUGAACGGAACUCGAAAUUUGUGAAGUAAACCUAGAAAAAGUUGGAUUUGGACGAGAUUUUAUCAAAAUUUUAAACCGUCUGAAUUGUGGAAGUUAUUUUUGGUUUAAGAAAUAUCAAAUUUUGAGUGGAACUGGAAACUUGUGAAGUUUUACUACUUUUGAAUAACAAUUGUGGCCUGAAAAGGUUUUGGAGACAAUGCAACAUAAGUUUCUGAAUUGAUUUGGAAAUUGAGGAAGGAACGCGGAAGAAUUCUGGAGUUUUUUUAGACUGGAAACGAGAAGAAGCUUGAGUUGUGGUGGUGAAGUUGAAAAGAAAACAAAGUUUCUGGAAAUUGUUUCCGCGAAGUAUGGAGGAGAUAUUAAAAAAUUAUGUAAUGCAAGUGAUUGCGAGAACUUUACAAUAAAAUUGGAAAUUUUCAUUGGAAAUUUUAGCAUUAGAGUUUCAUCAUUACAGAAUCGCGCAAAUAUAUCUAAAUGGAAUGGCAUAAUUUUGUAUUGUUCAACUUCAAAAAAAAUCUCAUUACCGACGUUUAAGACGUAAAAUUUUAAAAAUUUUAUGAAAAAAGGAUAAAAAUCCACUUCUACAAAUUUCAAGAAGUCCACGAAGAAAAAAACAACAAUUUAAAAAAAGACCAAUUUCGUAACGAUCACUCCAUCAAAUUACUGAUUUUUAAAAAACUAAAAAUGUGAAAAAUUUAAGAAUUGUGAGAAUUUCCUAUAAACGGACAGAUGCGAAUAGAAGUUUUGUUUAACAACAAAAACAUAAAAUAUGAAAAUUCCCAAAAAUCCGUGAACAAUUUAAAAAAUAACAAUCACGCAAUAAUCGUGAAAUUUAAGGAAACUUUUGAGAAUGUGAAAAAUUUAUGAGUUUCCAUAAUUUCAAGAGUAUGAAAACUCCUAAGUCUGCGCUAACUGGACAGACGCAUGCAAAUUAAUCGCAAAUUUUGCAAGGACUUGAACGGAACCUUGUGAAAUAAAUAAUUUCGGAAAUUUUCAGAAAUUUGUUCGUGUCGUUUAAACCGUGGUGAUGGUUGUGCUUUUAGGCGACAAUAAUAACAGUAGUAGUUCCAGCAUCAUGUUGGGCUCCGGUCCGAAUCAGUACAUCCAGCCGGAUUAUUUGGGUCCACUUCCAUCCACGCUGGACUCGAAACAAUCCCCGCUCGCCCUCUUGGCCCAAACAUGUUCCCAAAUCGGAUCCGAUACGCCGACCCCCGCGACAAAAACGCUCCUCGACAACUCGUCCUCUUCCUCCUCCGGAAAACGGAAAAGUUCUACGUGUUCCGAUAAUUCGGACGCGGCCUCGUCCACGUCCACGUCCCGCCCAAAAUCGUCAUCCUCCUCGACAACGUCGUCCCAUUCUUCCGUCGCCAUGGCAACCACGACGAACACAACGACGACGCCAAAACAGAAUGGGAAACUUAGCCCGGAAAAUAAUAAUUCGAAAAUUCCCUCCCCGCCAUCUUCCAGCGUGCCGGCAUCUUUCCGCCCGUACGAAAUCACGCCGAAAGACGAAUCCAGAAAAAAUAGCGGGGGCGGGUCAACGAUAAAAUCUUCCGUACCUAAGAAAACCUCCCCAAAAUCCCCCGAGGGAAGUAGUGAUACUACCAAAUCUGUCGAAAACCACGUGACCACGGCGCAUCACAGUAGUUCUUCCAGCGAUAGAAGAAAACGUACCAGCGGGAGUAGUGAAAACGUGUCUUCUUCCUCGGUUAAAAAAUCCCGCCAAGAUUCCGGCGGCAAAGUGUCGCCAAAACAGGAUAAAGAAAAGGAUCAAGGCGCCUCCCCAAUAAUCCGAUCCGGUCUCGAAGUCCUGCAAGGGAACGAUUAUCGCAAACAGAUGACCCCAUUUUCCUCCUUUUACCCGCCCCCGCCGCCCCAUCAUGUCGCCCAAUUUGAAAAUAAUCAUCCCGCCUUCCGCCCCCUGUUCCCCGGGGGAAGUCACCUCCUCCCCCCGCAGCACCACUUUCCCCCCACGGGGUCCCCAUAUAUUGGAUAUUCCCGGGUAAAAUCGGCCUCCGGAGGGGAAUCUAUUGUCCCCGUGUGUAAAGAUCCGUACUGCGGAGGGUGUCAGUUCAGCGGAGCGGGUGGGGGCGCAGGAUCUAGUUCUUCUUCGUCUUCUUCCGCCGUCGCUUUAAUGGCGGCCGCGGCGGGGUUUUCAUUUCCCGGGGUACCUACAUCCACCGCCGGGGUAGGGUUGUCCUGCCCGAUAGGCUGCGUGCAAGCCUGUGACCACCCCAAGAUUCCAUAUUCUACGGCUGGCGGGAUGCCCAUGCCGGCCUCCUUUUUCCCCUCCCUCCUCCCGCCUUAUCCUCCCCCGCCUUCUGUCCAAACAUCGCAAUCUUCCCCGCCCGGGGGAUCCGCAUCCCGCCCCUACGUCUGCAAUUGGAUCGUGGGCGAAUCCUAUUGUGGGAAAAGGUUCGGAAGUAGCGAGGAAUUAUUACAGCACUUACGCACACAUCCCAGCACGGCGGGACCCUCGGUGGAAAAUUCGUCCUCCUCGGCGGCACUGGCCGCCGCCAUGAUGCAGCAACAGCAGGCCGCGGCAUAUUCAAGUUUACUAGCCGGAUUGGGCGGGCAUCAUAGAACGUACCCUACCCCGCCGUUGUCCCCGCUGGAUUCGGCGGGACGGUAUAAUCCGUAUGCGGCGGCGGCCGCGAUGGCAAAGGCAAUGGGGCAUCAUCACCCUGGAGGAUUAUUUCCACCGGGGGGACCCCUCGGACCUCCCCCGCCGGCUUCGUUAGCGGGACUAUAUUCUGCGUCCCCGUAUGCGGCCCUGUAUGGACAGAAGAUACCGCAAGUUCAUCCAUAAAUCCCGCCCCUAAUUGCGGGGUACGAUGAGAAAACGUGUCUUGUGUUAUGUUAAAUAUUUAAGUGUGGCGUGCUAAGUCAUUUUAAUAAUUUCUAAAAAAAAGUGUCGCGUAAUUGAACUGAAAACCUUGAGAUUUUUGGAUAAUGGCUCAAUUAUUAUUUAAAUUUGGCGCGUGUUAUAAAUUAAUGUUCGUCAUCACUAAUAACUAAACGACACCUUGAAACGUCCCUUAAGAAGAAGAUAAAUUACACUUAAUUAAGGUUCCAGUCAUGUCAUUAAGUAAUAAAUUCUGCGUCAUUGUGCGUCAAAAAAAGUGACCAAUGCCACAAAGAUUGAUCAUCUUUAAUUAAGUCAUAAAUCAUGAAAAUAUAUUUAUAUUUCCAAAAAAAUCCUUGUCACACUAUUUAGUAAAUAAUUACUUAAUUAAUUAUGCUCAAAGAUUUUUUUAAAAUGUUAUGCUUUCUUUGGGGGAGGCUCAUUUUAAAAGAGCAAAAAACCAAUAAUGUGUCAUUAAUAUGAUAAAGUAAACUUAAAAAUAAGAGUGACUGGAAAUAAUUCAUGGGAAUUUUCGUAAACUUUGUAAGGUUAAAGAAAUAUUUUUUAAAAUUUAUUUGAAUUGGAAGGGGCAGAAAUUUUAGAAAUCUAGAGUGUCUUGAUUUUCGUAAAAUUAAAAAAAAAUUGCACAGUUUACACACCUUUUACAAAAAUAAACGUGAAUCGGCCAAAUGGACGAAAAGUUCUUAGGUGUUACACAAUUAUUUGGAUCUUUGCAACCUCUUAUAAAAUGUGUAAAUUGUUUAACAUUAUUUUACAAAUUUACACAAAAUCAGGGAUUUUACAAGCUCACAUCUUACAAAAAUUUAAAUCCUUUCAUGAAGUUUUUAUCAAGUUUACAAAAAUACACGUUACAAAAAAAUGUCUCUUUAUUUUUGCAGCAUACCUUAGUUAUUUUUCCCAAUUUUUCUACACAGUUUACAAACAUCUCCGUGAAUCUAUUUAAAUAUCCAUAGUCACUGAUGACCCUUUAUAAAAUAUAAUAAAUAACUUAACUUACCUCGAAAAUAAAUAUUAUAAAUAUUAAAAAUUACCAAAAAAAUGACGAGAUUCGUUAAAAAUUAAUUUAUAAGGAUGUCACGAAGCAGAUGAAGAAAAAAACUCGAAUAAAAAGAAUUAUUUAUUCAUUACGGAAAA